Molecule: messenger RNA, 2094 nt
Organism: Pseudoliparis swirei
Lineage: Eukaryota; Metazoa; Chordata; Actinopteri; Perciformes; Liparidae
Gene: cfap184
Product: coiled-coil domain containing 96
Exons: 3
Coding region: 1-1392 (463 amino acids)
Biological process (GO): cilium assembly
Cellular component (GO): axoneme; ciliary basal body
Source: RefSeq, a predicted model, not a curated record
AUGGAGAGAGACGAGAAGGAAGGGGUGCUGUCAGCAGGGGCCCCCAGGGAGGAGGCCAAUGGAGAGGGAAAGAAGGAUGUCCCAGAUGAACGCCCAUCAGGGCCCCCUGGUGAAGAAGAGGCUCCUGGUGAAGAAGAGGCCCCUGGUGAAGAAGAGGCUCCUGGUGAAGAAGAGGCCCCUGGUGAAGAAGAGGUAUCUGGUGAAGAAGAGGCCCCUGGUGAAGAAGAGGCCCCUGAUGAAGAAGAGGCCCCUGGUGAAGAACCACAAGAGAACCGGGGGAACGGGUUUCCGGGUCUUGAUCAUAUCAACACACGUGAAGAUUUGGAUGUGAAGAAGAUUGAAGUCAACGACCCGCCGAUAUCCAACGAGCUGAGUAUUAUUUUAGAAAUCAACAGCAUUGACGACGAUGGACCUCCCAGAAUGCAUCUGGAGACCACCGGUCCACCACAGGAGGAAGACGAAGGAGGCGUGGGCCUCCUCCAGGAGCUGCGUGUGCUCCGAGCUGAAGGCCUCCAGCGGCGCCGCCUGCUGCACAUGAAGCUCGCCGUGUUCUUCCGCAAGAAGGGCGGGGCCGCCGCCCAGCUGGACCGGGCCGCCGCGGGCUCGGAGCAGCAGCAGUACGAGAAGCUCCUCCACACGCUGACGGGCCUGAAGCUGCAGCUCGCCGCUGACUCUGGGUCAGCUGAGCAGCAGGCGGAGGCUCAGAGGUCAAAGGCCAGAGAGACGCUGGACACGGUGGAAGGCGAAUGGCGAGCGUUGGCGGCGCAGAAGCAGGAAGUCGCCGUGGCGGCGCUGAGCCGGCGCCUCGGUCGACGAGGCGCUCGGGCCAAAGCGGAGGUUGCCGUGGCAACGGAGACGCUGCUGCAGCAGGAGUUGACGCAGCGGCGCCUCGAGCACAUCAAGCUGAGGAUGAAGGUCCGCCGGCUGGAGGCGUGGCUCCGCGAGGAGGACCCCCACGCCACGGACCCCCGACACCUCCAGUUUGAGGCGCUGCAGGCGGAGCGGACGGAGCUGAAGAAGCACGCCCAGAAGAUCCAGGAGGACGCCUCCAGGAUGCAGCGGAACGUCAGCAGCAGCUUGGAGCUCCUUUCCAACGUGAAGGAGAAGCUGUACUGGGGCCAGAUGGAGGUACUGACCCUGCGGGAGCAGCUGUCCGCGGCGGAGGCCUCGGUGGCCGGGAGGCGGGACCUCCUGACCCGGACCAGGCGGAACCACAGCGGCCUCCUGAGAGACAACCUGCGGCUGCAGGAGCACCAGGGGCUGCUGGGGAACAGGGUCCUGCUGCGAGACUUUGAGGACACGCUGGACGCCUCCGAACAUCUGGAGGAACAUCUGGAGGCCCUGAGGGGCCGACGAGCCGCGAUGGUCUUCAGGAGACCCCUUCACGAGUGACCGAACUGUGCAAGUCAUUUAGUUAUGUAAAAUGUUUAAUUAUAUCUUCACGUUUCUUGUUAUGCACCAAACAUCAAGAGAAAAGAAACUCCAACGAACCUCUCAUAGUGUACCUGUUCUACUUUAACUCUCAUGGACAGUGUACCUGUUCUACUUUAACUCUCAUGGAGUGUACCUGUUCUACUUUAACUCUCAUGGAGAGUAUACCUGUUCUACUUUAACUCUCAUGGAGAGUGUACCUGGAAGCUCUAGAGCGCCAUCUUGUUUCUUUGUUAGACUUCUAACUCAGACCGCUUCCUCCGUCAGUCCGUCCUGUUGCUGGGAAACGCUACAACAAGCCAUCUGCUGUCACUCAGGAGAACUCUUCUACCUUCGGUUUGGAGAAAAGCACAAAUGGCUUUUUUCCUCUGUUGCCCUCCUGGAGGGUUGCUCCUGAUCCGAUGUGAGGUCAAAGGUCAGGGAUGUCUGUGUGUACCGAUUGUAAAGCCCUCUGAGGAUAUUUUGUCAUUUUGGGCUCUACAAAGUACACAGAAUGGUUCUAAAACAAACGAAUGAGAUGUGAAAACUAGUUCUAAAGAAUCAUGAAACCCAGGUGAGCCAGCACCGCUGGACCACCUCCGCUGUAUCCUGGAGGAAUCCUCCUGGAUCUUCUGGGCGUGCUUCUUCAGCUCCAUCCGCUCCGCCUGCAGGGGGGGGGGGGGG